CGCGGCGUGCUCGAGGUCUCCCACUGCGACGUUUCCUCCUCCUCGGGAUUGUGCGUUGAAGUGACCGACACGGCGUCGCCCCGCCUGCGUCGCUCUCGCAUCCACUCGGGCGCGGCGGCGGGUUGCUGGUUCCGCGCCGCCGCCGGGGGUCUGAUCGAGGGGAGCGAGAUCUGGGGCAACGGGUGGUCAGGCGUACAAAUCUCCGGCGGCUCCAACCCGACGCUGCUGCGCAACUACAUCCACGACAACAAGUCGGCCGGGCUCAUCUCGUUCAACCACGGACGCGGGGUGGUGCGCCACAACGACAUCACCUCCAACGGCAAGGGGGGCGUCCAGGUGCGCUCGCGGGCGUGCCCCGAGCUGCGCGGCAACCGCAUCUUUUCAGAGCGCUCGUUUGGCGUAUGGGUCUACGAGCAGGGGCUCGGCCACUUUGAGGACAAUGACAUAAUCAACAACGCCUGGUCAGGGCUGCAGGUCGAGGAGGGGUCCGAGCCACGCGUGGUUGGCAACCGGCUGCGCGGCAACCGCUCGGCCGGCAUCGUCGUCUACAACCGCGGCGCGGGCGUCUUUGAGGGCAACGAUAUCUCCGCCAACGGCCGCUGCGGUGUGCAGAUCAAGUCGGGCUCGGCGCCCCUCUUUCGACGCAACCGCAUCCACUCGGAGAAGCAGGCCGGCGUGUUGACCGCGGAGGACGGCACAGGCGUGCUCGAGGAGAACGACAUCUUUGGCAAUGGCUGGUCUGGUGUGCAGACCGAGGGCCCCUCCAACCCGCACUUGCGGCGCAACCGGAUCCACCACAACGGCGGCGCCGGCUUCAUCGCCUACCAGAGCGGCGCGGGGCUGCUGGAGGGCAACAACAUCUACGCAAACAAAAAGUACGGCGUGCAGAGCAAGACGGGUGGCGCACCGACCGUGCGCGAAAACACGAUCCACGAUGACGCGUACGGCAUCUACCUCACGGAGAGCGGCAGCGGCGUCUACGAGGCGAACCGCCUCUCUGGCGCCUGCGGCGGGGCAGGCAACAUCUACGUGGCUCCAGAUUGCUCGCCCCACGUCGCCAACAAUGUGGGGCUGAGGGUGCCGCACGACUAG
Molecule: messenger RNA, 1092 nt
Organism: Emiliania huxleyi CCMP1516
Lineage: Eukaryota; Haptophyta; Isochrysidales; Noelaerhabdaceae
Exons: 1
Biological process (GO): ubiquitin-dependent protein catabolic process; regulation of apoptotic process; protein ubiquitination
Source: RefSeq, a predicted model, not a curated record